Molecule: messenger RNA, 3137 nt
Organism: Hordeum vulgare subsp. vulgare (domesticated barley)
Lineage: Eukaryota; Viridiplantae; Streptophyta; Magnoliopsida; Poales; Poaceae
Product: probable serine/threonine-protein kinase PBL7
Exons: 14
Coding region: 323-2527 (734 amino acids)
Biological process (GO): protein phosphorylation
Molecular function (GO): ATP binding; protein kinase activity
Source: RefSeq, a predicted model, not a curated record
UACUUCGCUUUGACCAGCAAGGAUAUUUAGUGAGGAGAGCACGUGCGGUGUCCAGUGCGCGUGAACAGAUGAACUGUAUCCUCUCUGCUGUCUUCUUCAUCUCGAUCCCCUUCUCCUUCCUCCGCCAAAUCUCCCCAGAUACUCUGUAAACCUUGCUGAUCUGAGUAGAGCUGGUCGGGGAUCGUAACACAAAGUCGCGCCACGCUUCUCGAUCGCUUCCGUGGCCGGGUGUCGGAAGGAGAGCUGAGCUGGCGUUGCUGGUGCGGUCGUCAACGGGUGGGGGGCGCCGAGGCGGCUGCACCAGACGCAGCCGGUGGAGAACAUGGCGGAUUCCAUCUUCAACGCACAGGCAGUGCCCCCAUCGCUCGUCGACCUCCUGCCCAUCCUGCGUGUGGCCAAGGAGGUCGAGCCCGGCAACUUCCGCGUCGCCUACCUCUGUCGCUUGUACGUGUCCGAGUAUGCGCAUCGGCUGGACCCGACCUCCAGCGGCGCUGGAGUUCAUCAGUUCAAGACCUUGCUUCUGCAAACUCUAGAGAGGGAGAACAUGUUGACAUUGAAGUGGAGGAGGGAGCAUAGUGACGUCCGAGAGAUAGAGCAGUUUUACCUUUAUUACUAUGAAAAGUUCAUCAAGACGUUUCAGAAUGUAGACGCAGUUGACAAAGCUGACCGUUUGCUCAGUGAAGAGCUCGCUAAAUUGUAUCAGAUCGCGCAUGUCUUGUUUGACGCCUUGAGAUCCACCGCUUUGUCCGUACAUGCUGAACUUGAUGAGGCGACUUUAGAAACGUGCAUGAAAAUUGAGGAAAAGAAUGAACGGUAUGCUCUUGACAGUAUUCUGCGGCACGAUCCUGAAAGAACUGGUCUGCAACAUCCAGAGGUUUUGGAAAUGCACCACCUAAUUGAGGAGAACAGAGAAGUGUCUGCUCCUAACAAUAUGCAGCUGGUUGAUCCUAAAAAUAAUGGUGUGCAACAUCCGGAGGCUAGUUGGACCUAUUUUUUUGAUACGAAGACUCGAGAGAUAUCUGAGGGUGAAGGGUCAAAUGAUUCUUCAACAUCAGACUGUAUAGUGUCAAAUGAUGUUUUCAGAGCCAGGACGGAUAUAAAAUGUGGGAUACCUAAUGUACUGGAUCCAAUAAUACAUGACGGAAGUGCGGAGCCAAUAAGUAUACCACUAUCACUGUUACAGGACAUUACCAAAAUUUUUGCUGAUGAGCGAAAAAUUGGUCAAGGUGGAUUUGGAGUCGUUUAUAAGGGAGUUCUUCAAAACGGGUAUGUUGCUGUGAAGAAACUCUUGAACAGCCAGACAAUCGAUGAUGAGCUGUUUUAUCGUGAGACUAAUUUUCUAAUGAGUGUCAAGCACAAAAAUAUAAUACGGUUUCUAGGUUACUGUGCUAAUACAGAGAAUAUUGCCAUUAAAGUGGACGGUUCAGGAAAAUGUGGGAAGUAUUUGUAUCCGGAGAUUAGAGAAAGAUUGCUCUGUUUUGAGUAUAUCAGUAAAGGAAGCCUUAGCAAUCAUCUUACUGAUGAAUUAAGUGGACUUGAAUGGCAUAUACGUUAUCAAACUAUAAAGGGAAUUUGUGAUGGUCUACAAUAUCUUCACAAGGAAAAGGAUAUUGUUCACAUGGAUCUUAAACCUGACAAUAUACUGAUGGAUGAUCUCAUGGUACCAAAAAUUACAGACUUUGGUAUAUCAAAACAUCUUGAUGGAAUAUCACAAGCUGUUACUAGACGAUGUCAUAUGUCACUAGGAUAUUGUGCUCCGGAAUACUUGCACCGCGGCCAGUUGUCUUUCAAGUCAGACAUAUUUAGUCUGGGUGUUAUAAUUAUAGAUCUUGUAACUGGACGUAAGGAAGAUCCUGACAUUGAAAAUGUACUAAGAAGAUGGAGGCAUAGGUGGAAUAGAUCAGCCAAGUAUCCACCAUUGGGAUACCAACAAGUUACUGGAUGCAUAGAAAUUGCAGCACGCUGCGUGUCACAUGACCCCAAAGAACGACCUUAUAUAUUGGAUAUAAUCCGCCAGCUCGAUGAAUUGGACUGUACAAGUGGGCACGACGAUGAUGCUAAUGAAUCUACAUUUAGCAUGAUAAGCCCUUACCCUUGGGAGCUGCUUGACAUAGAUCCGCUGGAGCUGCAUUUCCCUUUCGAGGCAGGCAAGCAGAUACUAUGCUUACUUCAACUAAGUAACCCGAGGGAUGAUUACAUUGCCUUCUACGUCCAAACGUCAAGUGUACAGUACCUCAUAGAGCCGAGCAAAGGAAUUGUACCACCCCAGUCCAAGAUCAAUGUCACCAUAACAUUUCAAGCACAGAAGAUGGCACCGCAUCGUAUGAUGUAUAAGGACGAGUUCGUCGUGCGGUGCACACUGGUGAAUCAGGAUCUCACGACUGAGAACGUCACCGAAGAUAUGUUCGAUGAAGAGUCAAAAGUGGUCGAUAAUCAAUAUAUGGAAGAGAAGAAAGCCCUGAGGCAGGGGCUGAUAAGCAAAAAAUACAAAAGGAGCAAAAAAAAGCCGCAGCUGUACAAGCCUUAGCAGAGUUGCUAGAUGGGAAAAGCUCCAGCCUCAAAGAAGAGAUUGCUGAACCGCAUUGGAACACCGGUUUUGACCAAAGAACCAAGUGAUGAGCACAUCUGAGGAAGACCGAACAGAUAACUACUAGGUUUGACCAAAGAACCAAGUGAUGAGCACAUCUUGAGCAACAUUUGUUUGUGAAGAGGGGCGGCAUGCCAGAACUGUUGGACAGAGGGGCAGUGAAGAAUGACAUGCUGAGUUGUCUCGGAGAAAGCGCAGAAUGGGCAAGCAUCCGAGAAGGCCAGCCCGUGCCUGGUGGAUCAUGUACAAACUCCCGCGGUCUGGCAACUGAAGGAACAUGCGUCAGCGAUUUGUCGGGUACUUUCUCGGAGUUGACGUCGCGAAAGGAACGUCCUGCAUAAUUUGCAGGCUAUCUGGAGGCAAAUCAUCAGCUUUGCCUUUUUUUUUUUGCUGUGAGCAUAGAAACUUAUGACGAAGACAGAGCACAGACCUUGUGUGCCUUUUGAAAUUUGAACCAUCAGUUAGCUCGGCUAGUGUUUCUUUGUUGCUGAGAUUAACCCCUAAAUCAUCGUUGGUCAGGGCAUUAAAUAAAAUUGUUUUGCAAGACAAA